Messenger RNA from Rotaria sp. Silwood2, 360 nucleotides. The record is from the annotation of a GenBank genome assembly. NCBI's taxonomy places the organism in Eukaryota, Metazoa, Rotifera, Eurotatoria, Philodinida, Philodinidae.
AUGAUUAUCCUAUCUUCAUUUUUUAUUCUUCAAGGUGAAAAUAUAGCUGAUAAUGGUGGUUUGAAAUUAUCUUUUCUUGCUUAUCAAAAACAUAAACAACGUACACUAAAUAGUGGUAAUAAUCUUCGUUUACCCGGCUUACCAUAUAACAAUGAUCAAUUAUUUUAUAUUGCUUUUGCACAUAGUUGGUGUAAUCUUGAAACUACAAAUGCAAUGCAUUAUGAUUUAAUAAAUGAUCCGCAUUCACCAGCACGUUCGCGUAUAAUUGGUACAAUCGCAAACAGUCUUGAAUUUGCUCAAGUAUUUUCAUGUCAGUCAAAACAAACUAUGAAUCCGAGUAAUAAGUGUCAUUUGUGGUAG